AUGGCAAGCCAAAAGUGGUACGACGAAGCUUGCUGGAUCUGGGCGCGAGACUACCACGACACGUCUGCCGAAGGCAGGAUAGCACUAUUCAGGCGCCACUUCAAGAUCAAAGACUUACCCGAGUUGCCAACGAUCGUUCGCGUGUCAGCAGAUACGCGCUACUGUCUGUACGUCAAUGGCAUGCGGGUGAGCGUUGGACCCUGCAAGAGCUAUCCAGAACAUUGGUACUUCGAGGUAGUGGACAUCCGGCCAUUCCUCAGGUCUGGUGAGAAUGUGCUUAGCGCCAAAGUAUUGCGCUUCUCAGACAAGCAUCCUGGCAGCAUGUCUUUCAUGCGUACGGCUAGCCCUGGCUUGAUUGUCCACGGCGAAGUCGAGGGCCAGAAGCUUCACACCGGCGUCGGCUGGCUCGCUCAAGUGGACCGAUCCACCACACUGGAGAACCGAAAGGACUGGAACUAUGCGCUGGGUCCGCCUUUCCUCGUGCUUGGCGAGACAGUUGAUGCGAAUGAGCUCGAGGAGGAUUGGCACAUGGUCUCAUCGUCUGCGUGGGCGCCGGCUGUGGUCGUGAGUCCGAAAAGCAUGAUGCUGCCGGUUCUUGACGCAUGGAAUCUCCACGAACGGCCAAUACCGCUCCUGACGGAGACAAAGACUGGACUCAAAAGAGUUAUCCGUUGCUCUGAUCCGGCAGCAUUCGAUGGUUGGUCACAAUUUGCCACAGAAGAUCGGCCCCUUGAAGUUCGUCCGAGCUCUACUAUCUGGGUAGAGUAUGAAGCCGAGGAGUACACCACAGCAUACAUUGCGCUAAAGUGUCACGCAUCAGCCGGUGCCACGAUCCGAUUGCUCUACUCGGAAUGCUACGAACGUCCAAUGUCCCGUCCAGGCCCGGGAGCGCAGCGUGUCAAAGCCAACCGCAGCGAUCAUGUCAACAAAAUGCUGUACGGCUCACACGACACCUACAUCACACGUAACGGUCUGAAUACUUACACCCCAUUCUGGUUCCGAGCGUUUCGCUUCCUACGCCUCGAGAUCACCACGCCAGCGGACAGUCCAGCCCUGAAAUUGAUGUCCUUAGACAUACGCGCGACAUACUAUCCUUUGCGCGUCCACUCCACAAUCAGCACGCCUGAAAAUCCCACACUAGCCGCCCUCUGGGAGACCUCAAUCGCCACUCUCCGUAAUUGCAUGCACGAGACCUACGAGGACUGCCCGUUCUACGAGCAGAACCAAUUCCUCAUGGACUCUCGCUUGCAGAUGCUGUUCACAUACGUGGUUUCACGAGACGAUCGACUGGCGCGGAAGACCAUGCAUGAGUUUCAUGCCAGUCGCUUGUCGACCGGGCUCCUCAGAGCGCAUUUUCCCUCGCCAGGCCGCACAGUGAAUAUUCCCAUGUUCAGCUUGUUCUUCGUAGCUAUGGUGCACGACCACUAUACUUUCUUCGGGGAUCUGGCGUUGGUGAGAGGGUAUCUGGCCACGAUUGAUGGCGUACUGGAGUACUACCAUGGAUUAGUCAGCGAGCGGGGCUUAGUAGGCCGCUUCGAUGAGCAGGAUUGGGCGUUCGUGGACUGGGUGAAAGAGUGGCAGCGACCGGGCGGGCUACAUGGGAUGGGUGUUCCGCCAAGUUAUUCCCAACAGAUGGACAGUGUGGCGACGGUGCAUAGUCUGGUUUACGCUUGGGCGCUCGGGCUAGCGGCAGAGCUCUGCAGUCUCGUCGGCAGGGCUGAUACAGCACGAGAGUACUCACAACGGAAGAUGAGCAUCUCGGACGCAGUGAAGACAUGGUGUUGGAGCGGAGACUUUUUCACGGACUCCUGCUGUCAUUACUCGGCGGUUCCCGAACAUGAAUCGAAUACGUAUUCGCAACAUGCUCAGGUAUGGGCGAUCCUGGCGGGAGCUGUAGACGGAGAGCAGGCAACCGACUUGCUGCGACGAACCAUGUCGGCCGCUAAAAUGCCCCGCUGCUCGUAUGCGAUGACUUUCUAUGUCUUCCGAGCGGCAGCGAUGACGGGUUUAUACGAAGAGCUGUGGCCACAGUUGAUCGCGCCUUGGGAGAAGAUGUUGGCGCAGGAUCUCGUCACGUUUGCGGAGGAUGAUGUUGGGGUGAGAAGCGAUUGUCAUGGUUGGAGCGCUGUGCCUCUGUGGGAGAUCGGGACUGAGAUUUUUGGGAUCGUUCCUGGGGUUCUGUCUGGGAAGGAGGUCGUGAAGCCCAGGGUGAAGAUCUUGGGAGACGGCAAAAGUACGGGAGAGUUUAUUGGAGAUGGUGACGGGCGCAAGAUGCGGGUGAAAGUUGAUUCUGGAGUAGUGAGCGUGGAAAGAGUCAGUGGAGGGGCUAGUACUAGACCUGUCGUUGGGGGCUGGGCGGACAUUGAAGCAUUCCAAUAG
Messenger RNA from Cyphellophora attinorum, 2379 nucleotides. RefSeq lists its product as uncharacterized. The record is from RefSeq and is a predicted model, not a curated record. Gene Ontology annotation, biological process: carbohydrate metabolic process. The transcript has a single exon. NCBI's taxonomy places the organism in Eukaryota, Fungi, Ascomycota, Eurotiomycetes, Chaetothyriales, Cyphellophoraceae. Bases 1 to 2379 code for a protein of 792 amino acids.